UUUCAAUGUAUUGCUUUUACAUUCAAUUAGUCAUACACUGUACUGAAAGAAUGCCACGUUCAAGACGACCAAACAUUGGCAGACGUUCACGUCAAACAAAGUGAAGAAGUUCGUGUUCGACGAAAUGAAAUGGAAACACAACGACACAGACGGAGAACUCACUUGGAUAAUAGUGAAGCCCCAAGAAACCGUCGUGGGCGUACGUCCGUUUAUGAUAUACGUCAAGUGGAACACGCGGCUUUCAAUUACGAUGCCACCAUUGAUUACAGCAUGUAUGCCUACAUUGGCCAGAUGAAUAUAGAAUGUAUACAUUGCAAAGCAUUUAAAUUCAUAAACGAAACGCCUGGCAUGUGUUGUGCUGGUGGGAAAGUCAAAUUACCGGUGCUAGAACUUCCGCCAGAACCUUUUCAUUCAUUGGUUUUUGGUAAUUCGCCAACGUCAAAGCAUUUCGUCUUAAAUAUUCAAAAAUACAAUUCAUGCUUUCAAAUGACAUCUUUUGGAGCUACAAAUAUUAUAAAAGAUGGAUUUAUGCCGACGUUUAAGAUUCAAGGUCAAAUAUACCAAAGAGCUGGGUCUUUGCUACCAUUCCCAGAUGGUGAUCAUAAAUUUUUGAAAAUAUAUUUCAUUGAUGGUGAGAAUCGUGAAUUAAAUAAGCGCUGUGCAAUUUCGACGAAUACGAGAAGAUCAAUCGUGUAUGAAUUGCAAACAUUUUUUCAUCAACACAAUGAAUUGGUGAAAUUGUUUAAAGUGGCACUCGAACGGAUGCCCUCCGAUGGCCACAAAAUCGUAAUAAAAGCCGAUAAAACACCAAUUGGGGAGCACACCAGACGAUUCAAUGCACCAACGAUUGAUGAAGUAGCCAUUGUUGUGGUUGGCGAACAGUUUCAGUCACGAGACAUUGUUUUGUAUCGUAGAAAUGAGAAUUUACAACGUAUUUCAGAACUCCAUCGCUGUUAUGAUGCAUUGCAAUACCCCAUUUUGUUUUGGAGAGGGGCGAUGGCUAUCACAUCAACAUACCAAUGA
Bactrocera tryoni is the source of this 1023-nucleotide messenger RNA. RefSeq lists its product as uncharacterized. The coding region runs from base 130 to 1023 and encodes 297 amino acids. The transcript is spliced from 2 exons. NCBI's taxonomy places the organism in Eukaryota, Metazoa, Arthropoda, Insecta, Diptera, Tephritidae. The record is from RefSeq and is a predicted model, not a curated record.